AUGGACUGGAAUGAGCUCGACAACUGGUACAUGUCAAUUAUUGGGCCUGCAGAGGGCUGGCAUUCGGUCUUUGCAGAAAUUUCGUCGACAAGAGCCGCAGUCGACCUCGACAUUCCAACCCUAGAGAAUGAAUUCCUACAGGCUCAGCUUCAUGUCCAUCGAACGCUUCUCAAACAAACAGAAAUAUUGCUCAAGCGCCCCCGACAUCCUAUCUCGCAACCUGCUGAUCUGCGAUUUCUGCUCAUCAUUCUGGAAAACCCACUGCUACAUAGUAGCCAGCUGCCUCUGGAAGGAUUGGCACAACGCAAUGGUGCUGGUCGCAGACCGCAAGCCAUACACCAAACGCUUCAAAAGGAUCGUUCGGCGACCAUGCCUUCGUCUGGCCCCUUAUCUGGCCAACAUUCAGGCAUCAUCAAACGGCUUAUUGGCCUCAUCUCGAAUUCGCCCGCGCUCUGUCAUAACCAUUUGAUUACCUGGUGGAUCAAAUUUGAAAAGGACCGCUACGUUAAAGCGAAGGAUUUAUUUUCUGGCUUCCUAGCAUAUAGAAUGCUCAGACAAAGGAAUAAGAAGCCAGUUAAAACUGCAGAUGAGGACGCAGUCACGUCAUUCUUGAUACCGCAGAUGCGAAGCGGUCAAUCUGGUGCGCAGAUACAUGACGAAAUUGGAGCACUGAGCUUGUCAAACACGUCCAAGAAAUCUACGGAGCCGGAAAAGAUAACGUCGUAUCCGGACGACUGGCAAGUGAAAGCGACUUCUCGAGUUCUUGCUCUAAUAUUCGCGGCGAAUGACCCUAACGCUACUCGCGAUGCUCAUCACCAUCAUCACAGUGGCCACAAGUUACCGAGUAGUGACUUCUAUGUUUCCAUGGUUGACUAUAUUGACCUCGUCAAAGAUUUUGAUGCCUGGGAAGCUAAGCAGGGGUCCUUUUCCUUUUGCCAAUAUCCAUUCCUUCUCAGCGUCUGGGCUAAGACGGCGAUCCUGGAGCACGACACGCGCAGGCAAAUGCAAACCAAAGCGAGAGCUGCGCUGAUAGACAGCAUUAUGUCUAACAAGUCUGUACAGCAAUAUUUGACUCUUACUGUCCGCCGCGAGUGCCUCGUUGACGACAGUUUGAUGGCGGUUAGCGAAGUCAUUGGUAGUGGAACAGAUGAUAUAAAAAAGGGACUCCGUAUCAAAUUCCGGGGCGAAGAAGGAAUUGAUGCCGGCGGUCUGAGAAAAGAAUGGUUUCAACUGGUCAUUCGAGAUGUGUUCAACCCAGAUUACGGAAUGUUUCUUUACGACGAGGAUUCCCAAUUCUGCUACUUUAACCCCAAUUCGUUGGAAUCCACUGAUCAAUAUUUUUUGGUGGGAGUGGUUUUGGGUUUGGCAAUAUACAACUCGACAAUUCUUGACGUACCACUGCCACCAUUUGCGUUCAAGAAGCUGCUGGCCGCGGCACCUGCCCACGGUACGACAUCGUUGGCUCACGCCCCUCUGCACCUAAAGUACACACUUGAAGAUCUUGCCGAGUACCGUCCAAGACUUGCUCGAGGACUGCAGCAACUUCUCGAAUACGACGGAGAUGUGGAGUCUACAUUCGCACUGGACUUUGUUAUUGAAAAUGCAAGAUAUGGAUCCGUAACCACGGUGCCUUUGUGCGACGGCGGAGAUCGACGAUCAGUCACCAACGCCAAUAGACGAGAGUAUGUGGAUCUCUAUAUUCGCCAUGCGCUCGACGUGUCGGUGCGGCGCCAAUUUGAUCCAUUCCGGCGCGGAUUCUACAAUGUCUGUGGUGGCAAUGCAUUCUCUCUUUUUCGUCCGGGGGAAAUCGAGCUACUAAUCAGAGGCUCCGACGAGCCACUCGAUGUUGAUUCUCUGAGAGCCGUCGCUGAAUAUCAGAAUUGGGACAACAAACAGCCUGACGGAGUUGAGCCAGUCGUUAGCUGGUUUUGGGAGACUUUCAAAAAAGCAGAGCCGGGAGAUCAGCGUCGCCUGCUUUCAUUCAUCACUGGCAGUGAUCGUAUACCAGCUACUGGUGCUACGUCUCUGAGAAUCAAGUUGUCGUGUCUUGGCGAUGACAGCCCUCGAUUCCCAGUCGCAAGGACGUGCUUUAACCAGUUAUCUUUAUGGCGUUAUCGCACGCAACAGAAACUUGAAUAUGUUCUUUGGAGAGCCGUGAAAGAGAGCGAAGGAUUUGGCCUCAAGUAG
Messenger RNA from Akanthomyces muscarius, 2187 nucleotides. RefSeq lists its product as uncharacterized. NCBI's taxonomy places the organism in Eukaryota, Fungi, Ascomycota, Sordariomycetes, Hypocreales, Cordycipitaceae. Gene Ontology annotation, biological process: protein polyubiquitination. Gene Ontology annotation, molecular function: ubiquitin protein ligase activity. The transcript is spliced from 2 exons. The record is from RefSeq and is a predicted model, not a curated record. Bases 1 to 2187 code for a protein of 728 amino acids.